CAUGACAUAGUAUCAUGGAUGUCGAGGUUCCUGGAAGAGGGAUCGGACUUUUACCAAGCCCGUUGAGUUCAAAUUAGCCACAUUUUCCCCUUAGCGAGAAAUAUUCUUUAUGUCGAACAAAGAAAAGUACUCAUCGGAUGGUAAGGGCCGCCGUAACGAGUCCAGGAACUGUAGCCAAGAUAACGUUGGUGAUGACAGCGCAGACAUGAAGCGAGCUGCCGAGCAGAAGAUAAAGAACUAUUUUUUCCAGCUGACAGAUGGUUGUGGCUCCCAUGAAUGUAAAAAUGAGUACUGUGCAUCCAGUGGAAGAAAGCAAACCUCCAAGGAUGAUGCCGCAGCUUUGGCGUUACAGUUAUUCAUGAAGAAGGCCCGUCUCUGUGAACCUCUGCAAGAUAAAAAUCACAAAGUUCCAACACAGGAGGCACCAUUUCUCACAGAAAAAUCAGUUUUGAAAAACCUUGACUCAUUUGCGGAAGAGGGAAGCUACAAGAAGCUUGUACACAACAUUGGCAUAGUGUUUUCUAGUUCUGAAUCACUGAACAAAAGUUUCCUGUUAGAUUCAGCAAGUAGACAAAACUCAGGGACCAAUGUUGACAUAGAGGCUGUUCGGCGUAUGUAUGCAGCCCUGUUUCAAACAGGAGAUUCCUCUGUGGAGAACUCAUUAAUAAAUUCCCUGGUUGCCUUAUCCCCAACUCUGGAAGUGGAAAUGCGAUUCAAGUCACCAAGCAAUGAUCCAAACUUCUUGAAUCAAUUUGUGAUUAUCAUGGAAAACACCAUGUUACAGAGUCCAGAAUAUUUAGAUCAAGCUCUUCCUAGUUUUCUGAAGGCCAUGGCGUUACUGUCUGCUAAACAACAAGCAAACUUAGUGCAUAUCUGGUCACAGUUUUCAAGUCAGGAAAUUCGACGAAUGGUUGAAACACUUCAGCAGCUUGUGACAUAUCAAGUUUUAACAGGACCUUGUGCUACAAGCACUGCACCAGUACAAGAGGAUGAUGCAAUAGUAGCAGCAACCAAAGUCAUGAAACUUCUGUAUUAUGCAAGUGUAAUGGGUGGAAUCUUUGAUCAAACUUGCUUAAGCAACAGCCAUGAUGGAGCAACAGGAGGUGAUAAUGAAGAGGACCCUCUAGUUAAGGAAUUGAAAAUUGAUGUACAAGACUGUCGCCAACCAUUAGUUAAAUACCAAGAGUUUGUUAAUGAUCCGUUAAAUGACCAAAUUGAAGUAGAUCGUGAUUAUACCUACUACAAACAUGAGAAGGGGACGAAGUUUUCCUUUCUAAAGUACAACUUCAUCCUUUCUACGGUUACAAAGAGCAUGGGUUUGUUUUAUGAUAAUCGGAUACGCAUGUACAGUGAGAGACGGCUGACUAUUCUUUACAGUCUUGUGAGAGGAGAGCAGGGAACACCAUACCUAAAACUCAAAGUUCGACGAGAUCACCUCAUUGAAGAUGCUCUUGUUAACCUUGAGAUGACUUCACAAGAUAACCCAGGUGAUCUCAAGAAGCAGUUGUAUGUUGAGUUUGAGGGAGAGCAGGGAAUUGAUGAAGGAGGAGUGUCUAAAGAAUUCUUUCAGUUGGUUGUUGAGCAAAUAUUCAACCCAGAUUAUGGGAUGUUCACUUUUGAUGAGGCCACACAGUACUGCUGGUUCAAUCUGAAUUCAUUUGAGACAGAUAGCCAGUUCUUUUUGAUUGGUUUGGUCCUGGGCCUGGCAAUCUACAACAACGUCAUUUUGGAUGUGCACUUCCCAAUGGUUGUGUACAGAAAGCUUUUUGGCAAGAAAGGGACUUUUGAAGACCUCAAGGUUUCACAUGCGGGCCUUGCUGCUGGUCUCCAGAACAUGCUUGAUUACAAGGGUGAUGUUGAAAGUGACUUCAUGUGUACUUUCACCAUCGGCUACACAGACAUGUUUGGCAUGUCAGUGACCAAGGAGCUGAAGGAAAAUGGAGCAGAAAUCAGUGUUACCAAUCAAAAUAGACAGGAGUUUGUGGAUUUGUAUGCUGAUUUUAUCCUGAACAAGUCAGUUGAUAGGCAGUUCAAAGCGUUUCGACGUGGUUUUGAUUUGGUGGUGAGUGAGUCACCUUUAAAGACAUUCUUUCGUCCGGAUGAGGUGGAGCUGUUAGUUUCCGGUUGCCAGGAUUUCGACUUUGAUGCACUUGAGAAGUCUACCGAGUAUGACAAUGGUCUUUCUGAAGGCUCAACUGUAAUCAGAUGGUUCUGGCAAGUGGUACACGAGUUCACUUUGGAGCAGAAGAAGCAGCUGCUGAUGUUCACAACAGGAAGCGAUAGGAUCCCCGUCGGUGGCUUCUCCAAACUGAAACUUGUUAUCGCCAAGAAUGGCCCCGACUCGGACAGACUUCCAACCGCGCACACGUGUUUUAAUGUGCUCCUUCUCCCGGAAUACUCAAGCAAGGAAAAGCUUAAAGAAAGGCUGCUGAAAGCCAUUACUCACGCUAAGGGCUUUGGUCUUCUGUAGUUAAAUCACUUAACCCUUUAACUUCCAGAAAUGUCCAACAUCUAACUUCUUCCUUUAAUAACUGUACAUUUUCCAGCAAACAGGCGACGAGAAUACUCAAACUUAUCAGAUAGAAGUUGUUAUCUUGAUCUAACACCAAAUUCUCAUAACUAAUUUACUUGGAAAUGUGUGUGCAGCUAGAGGAGAGAAUUAACAUUCAGAUCUUAAGAGUUGAAGGGUUAAACAAGGAUAUGGUGUUCCCCUAUCAACACAUAACUGGCAAAAUGGGAAUGUCAGCGUUUGAAAUAUUGGGAUUAGUUGAAGACUGUUUUAUGUGAAACUGAAUGUUACUGCUUGACAAUAAUGAUAGUGAAAUAUUAGCCUUAUAAUGACUGAUUGCGGACUACUCUAGGUUAGCAUACAAUUGAAUAUCCUCUAAAUAACACAAAUGUUUCCGCUCCAAUCUGCACACACGUGUAACAUUUUUCGAAUUGGGUGUUUGCGACGCAAACAGGGAAACGUACGCUAUUAGUGUAUUCCAACUGUAUUGCCAGGGUAUGCCGCGAGUUGCGACGCUUUACAAUUCAUAUUUCAGGGCUGGAACCAUUCACCAAACAUGUGUAUUGGCGAGAAAUACUGAAUAUGGAAUGGACGGCUUAUCUCUUCUGACAAGGAAGAGUAUCAUGGCGUAAUGCGUAUAUUAGGAUUGCUUAGUGUCAUUCAUUUCUGCUAUUCCCAUAAUUCUCGAAGAGUUACCUACAAGAUGAAUGAGAUCGGACGCGAAAAACAUGUAUGCAAAGUUGACUGUUCUCAAAAAAAUUGUUUCACCUUAGCAUACUAAUAAACUCUACGGUUUUUUCCAGGACUUAUCGGGUCGAUGAUCUCUACCUAUGUUUAUUUCAGAAAUUCUUGUUAGUAUUUGAUCAAACGUGUGCAUAUUGAAGGAAUGAUUCUAUCGCAAAUUGUAGGACAUUGUAUUCAUUUUUCGACUCAGCUUGAUGAAUUUCUGUCCAAGAACAAAAAAAUAUAGACUAGUCAGGUUGGACAUCUGCUGAACCUUGAAACUGAGUCAAGCUCUCUUUAGGCUAGCACUAAUAGUAACGCAACUUUAUUAGGGUAAACCUAAGGCACAGUGUAACACGUAGGGCGUGCAUGCCAGCAUAAAUAAGCGUCAUAAGACCACCUAACUGGUAUCUUCAAGGAGUCCAUAUGACUGACUUGAAGCAAAGGUUACUGCAUUGGUGUUGCAUUUGAAUGCUGUAGAGAGACGUCUGUGUCGGUUUUAGUGUGAUAUUGCCGCAUGUUCUAAAGGAACGUGGGACAUUUACAGGGUCACAUUUACUUGUAUAGAUGUUUGCUUUUAGGUUAUUAUAAAUGUAAAAAAUGCUUUCGAGUUUCCGUUUA
This is a messenger RNA of Pocillopora verrucosa, 3853 nucleotides long. Its product is annotated as ubiquitin-protein ligase E3A. The record is from RefSeq and is a predicted model, not a curated record. Gene Ontology annotation, biological process: ubiquitin-dependent protein catabolic process; protein polyubiquitination. Lineage: Eukaryota; Metazoa; Cnidaria; Anthozoa; Scleractinia; Pocilloporidae. Gene Ontology annotation, molecular function: ubiquitin protein ligase activity.